AUGCCCCAGCUUUCGCAGGCACCCGCGGCGCACCAGACCUUACAGCUCCCGACCGCCCGUGAGGAGUCAACCAUCCCGCGUGACGCGAGUUCGCGCUGGGAAUACCCCUCGCCGCAGCAGUUUUACAAUGCGCUCGUGCGCAAGGGCUGGGAGACACCUGAGGAGCACGUCGAGACGAUGGUGCAGAUCCACAACUGGCUGAACGAGCAGGCGUGGCUCGAGAUCCUCAAGUGGGAAAAGAAGGAGAACCCAAUAGAAGAGCUCCAGCUGGCACGUUUCAAGGGUCGUCCAGGUGAGCUCUCGCCAAAGGCUCGCUUCUGGCUCUUCGCAGGUUGGCUUCUGCCUUCUAGGUUUAACACUGAGCCUCCAUUUGACCGCCACGACUGGAUUGUCAAGCGACGGACUACCGGUGAAGAGGUCCGCUAUGUCAUUGACUACUACUCUGCACCGCCAGAGCCCGACGGUUCGCCUGUCUUCGCGCUGGACGUCCGCCCGGCUCUUGAUAGCGUCGGCUCGAUCCAGCAACGGCUGGCGGCUGCGACCGAAGAUGUGUGGGCUGCGCUACGGGAGAAGGAUAACGGGUCCGCGAACACUCGGAACUCAUAG
Molecule: messenger RNA, 606 nt
Organism: Phanerochaete carnosa HHB-10118-sp
Lineage: Eukaryota; Fungi; Basidiomycota; Agaricomycetes; Polyporales; Phanerochaetaceae
Exons: 3
Coding region: 1-606 (201 amino acids)
Biological process (GO): cytochrome c-heme linkage
Cellular component (GO): mitochondrion
Molecular function (GO): holocytochrome-c synthase activity
Source: RefSeq, a predicted model, not a curated record